Molecule: messenger RNA, 915 nt
Organism: Trichoderma gamsii
Lineage: Eukaryota; Fungi; Ascomycota; Sordariomycetes; Hypocreales; Hypocreaceae
Product: 3-oxoacyl-(acyl-carrier protein) reductase
Exons: 2
Coding region: 1-915 (304 amino acids)
Molecular function (GO): oxidoreductase activity
Source: RefSeq, a predicted model, not a curated record
AUGGAGGCCCUCGAAGCGCGCAAUCUCUUCUCCGUUAACGGGCUGGUGGCAGUCAUUACAGGGGGUGGGAGUGGUCUCGGAAGAACUCUGGCCCUGGCACUUGACGCUAAUGGUGCGUCCAAGGUGUUUGUUAUCGGUCGCAGAGAAAGCAAGCUUCAAGAGACAGCUUCAUUGGGCCUAAAGGGCUCCAUCAUUCCCGUCGUGGGGGAUGUGACAUCGAAAGAAUCGUUGAAAGCUGCAGUCGAGAGGGUUGCGGCUCAGACAAAUCACAUUGACCUCCUCGUAGCAAACAGCGGUAUCAUGGGGCCUUCCGGCGCUCCUCCUCCGAAACCAGACGGCAGCCCCGCUACCGUGGCGGAGCUCCAGGAGUUUCUUUGGACGCCUUCGCUCGAAGACUUUUCUCAGGUCACGGACAUAAAUUUCACAGGAGCCUUUUAUACCUCCGUCGCAUUUCUGUCCUUGCUCGACGCGGCAAAUGCCAAACGCUUACCUCCAGUAAGCGGGGUUCUCUCGCCCCCUCGACCCCAGAUAAUCAUCAUGAGUUCUAAUGCCGCCUUUAUUCGCCAAGUCAGCGUUGCCGGUUAUGCGUAUGGCGGGUCUAAGGCGGCGGCGACAUUGCUCACCAAGAUGCUCUCGACUACGUUACUUGGACAUCACAUUCGUGUUAACGGCAUUUGUCCAGGCCCUUACCACUCCGAGAUGACUGACUUCAUCUAUGAGGCCUCCGGGAUUGGUGGUAAAGGUAUCUCCGAGGGCUCCUUUCCAAAGGAAUUUAUUCCGCUCACGAGGUCCGGUGCUCCUGAAGACAUCGCUGGUGUUAUACUAUGGAUGGCGGGCGCGGCGGGUGGCUAUCUCAAUGGCAGUAUUAUUGUUACCGAUGGAGGAAGACUCUCGGCUAUGCCGUCUUCAUAUUGA